AAGCUGAACAUGGAUCCUUCAGCUGCCUAUGAUUUGCUGGUGGAUGGUGUCCAGGACUGGGAUCUUACUGGUGACUCUGUUCCUUGUGAGCUGCUGCUCAUUGGUGAGACUGCCUUCCCAGUGAUGGUGAACCCCCGGGGGCAGGUCCUGAUUGCCGCCUCACAGUAUGGGAAGGGCCGGAUGGUGGUCAUCUCCCAUGAGAGCUACCUGGGGUCUCCCAAGAUGUCUCGGUUCCUACGCAAUGCUGUGGGUUGGCUCAGUCCCUCCCCAGGAGUGGUGGUUGGUGUCCAGAAGACCUUGAGCUCCCUGGUGGGCAUUCUCAGUAGUUCUGGCACCCAAGUGCAGCCCAGUACAGAGCUCAUUGCCUCUUUUGGGGUUUACUGUAUGGAUGCCUAUGAUGCAGCACAGGGGAGGGAGCUGAUCCAGUUUGUGAAGAGAGGAGGGGGUCUGCUCAUUGGGGGUCAGGCUUGGCACUGGGCCUCUGGACACAGUGCAGAGAGAGUGCUGUUCGAUUUCCCUGGGAACCACGUAACCAGCGUGGGCGGCGUUUAUUUCACGGAUAUAUAUGGUGAGAGGGGGAUCUUCAGCGUCUCAGACAAAGUGCCUGCAAUUCCCUUGAUUGCUCCGCAUGGGCUAGAUUUCAGCAGAGACUUAAACCUUCUCCUAAAAGGUGUGUCAGAGCUAGACAUAGUGACAGAUGGUGUCCCCUCUCACCUGCUGGUCCAUGGCACACUGGCCUUCCCCCUUGGCUUGGAUGGCACCUAUCGAUGCUUUCUUGCAGCAGCUCACUAUGGCCGGGGCCGUGUGGUGGUGGCUACACAUGAGGUCCAUCUUAGCACCCCGAAGCUCACAGACUUCAUCCUCAAUGCCAUUCACUGGCUGGGUGCUGAGAAGAAAGGGAGAAUUGGCAUCAAUCCCAAUUUGAAGAACCUUCAUGACCUGCUGACUCAAAGGCAGGUGGUAUGUGAGAUUUCAGAGCUUACCGACAAUCUCAGCAUCUACUGCUGCCAGUCCUACAGUGACAAUGAGGCCAAGAAGAUUCAUGAGUUUGUGGCAGAAGGAGGGGGCCUGCUGAUUGGAGGUCAGGCUUGGUGGUGGGCUUCUCAGAAUGAGGGCCGAAAUGUUCUGGCUGAAUAUCCUGGCAACAAAAUCCUCAAUGGGUUCGGGAUCAGCAUCCUGGGGGAAACCAAGGAGGCAGGCAAGUACCCAGUGUUACGACCCGAAGAGCAGCAAGGACAUUACCACUUCCGCAGGGCACUCGCUCAGUUCCAGCAGCACCUAGACAAGAAGGAGGAUCCCCAGCCCCCAGUGGCAGGCUGGCUUCAGAAACUGAGCCAGGACUGCGCCAAAGUCCUUCAGAUCCCAGUCAAAAAUGGCCACAUCUAUGCCUCACUGUACCACAUCCUGUACAUGAUGGUGCAGAGCAAUGGGAUCCCACCAGUGAGCAAGGAACACGCAGUCAAGGGGAACUCCAAGGAGGUCAUGCUGCUUCAUGUGGCUGCAGCAUUAUGCCAAUCCAUGUCCGACUGUGCGAGGCUAGCACUCUGCGAACUCCCCACAGUCCCUAGCACCACUGUGGAAAUCAACUGCACAAAUACAGAAGCCCACCUUGGACUCUCUGCAUUCCAGAACUUAGUUCCAAAAAGGGGAGAGGCCCAGUUCUCCUGCCUCCAGAGAAGUUCUUUAUUUCUUUUGAGGAUGUGGAUGUCCCUUAUUUUAUGUGAUGCAGCAUGGAGGAGCACAGGACUUUAUCUUCCGCGUGGGAACACAGUGACCUUUAUAUUUCCUAGCACUGUUACUGGAGUUGGCCUUCAGGUGCAGAUUGGGUGUCACUCAGAUGACCUCAGCAGAGCAGAGGAGCUGAAACGCCCCCCUGUGGUAAUACACAGAUGUGAUGUCAAAGAUCAGAAGAUAUCAGUCUCCUCUCUCUGGGGGGGCCUCAUUUACAUCAUAGUGCCAAAGGGAAGCCUGCUGGGGGGAGUGUCUAUCACUGUAAAAGGGGCUGUGCAGGCUCCUUUCUUCAGGCUUGGAAAGACAUCUAAGAGCCAGUGGCUGACCUGCAUCCGUCACUAUCCAGCUCCGUGGGCAGAACUAGCUACCCAGAACAUCAGCUUAACGGUGCCUGCUGACAGCAUCCGUCCCAUAGAAGAUCCCGAGCCUUUGUUAACCCUUUGGGAGCAGAUUAUGACAGCUGUAGCUAAGCUGGCUGCUACACCAGCCAAGUUCCCUCGGCCAGAAAGGAUUGUAGCAGAUGUUCAGAUUUCAGCUGGCUGGAUGCAUGCUGGCUACCCAGUCAUGUGUCAUUUGGAUUCAGUAAAGGAGUUGGUGAACAUGGAAUACAUGCAAGCGAAUGGCCUUUGGGGACCCAUCCAUGAGCUGGGACACAACCAGCAGCAGGCAGGCUGGGAAUUCCCCCCUCACACUACUGAGGCCACCUGCAACCUGUGGUCUGUCUAUGUGCAUGAGAAGGUGCUGGGGAUCUCCAGGGACAGAGCCCACGAACACCUACAGCUGCAGCACCGCAAGAAGAGAAUCAGCGAUUACCUUGGCAAAGGAGCCCAGCUAAAGGACUGGAAUGUCUGGACUGCACUGGAGACCUACCUGCAGCUUCAGGAAGCCUUUGGCUGGGAACCCUUCAUCCAACUCUUCUCUGAAUACCAGACAAUGUCUAACAUCCCCACAGACAAUCCUUCCAAGAUGAACCUGUGGGCAGAGAAGUUCUCUCGGCAGGUGAAGAAGAAUCUGGCCCCUUUCUUUGUGGCUUGGGGCUGGCCCAUCAAGGGAGAAAUCUCUAAGAAGUUGGCAUCUCUGCCCAACUGGGAUAAGAACCCAAUGAAGAAAGUGUGAUGCUUUAUUCACAUGGAAUGGUGGCUGUAAUUUUUAGAGAUAAUUCAGA
Messenger RNA from Caretta caretta (loggerhead turtle), 2896 nucleotides. Its product is annotated as TRPM8 channel-associated factor 2-like. Gene Ontology annotation, cellular component: plasma membrane. Gene Ontology annotation, biological process: positive regulation of protein targeting to membrane. Gene Ontology annotation, molecular function: transmembrane transporter binding. NCBI's taxonomy places the organism in Eukaryota, Metazoa, Chordata, Testudines, Cheloniidae. The record is from RefSeq and is a predicted model, not a curated record.